Molecule: messenger RNA, 6496 nt
Organism: Cheilinus undulatus (humphead wrasse)
Lineage: Eukaryota; Metazoa; Chordata; Actinopteri; Labriformes; Labridae
Gene: camsap2b
Product: calmodulin regulated spectrin-associated protein family, member 2b
Exons: 21
Coding region: 527-4993 (1488 amino acids)
Biological process (GO): cytoplasmic microtubule organization; negative regulation of microtubule depolymerization; neuron projection development
Cellular component (GO): microtubule minus-end
Molecular function (GO): spectrin binding; calmodulin binding; microtubule minus-end binding
Source: RefSeq, a predicted model, not a curated record
UGCGGCAGGAAAAGCGCAGGGAAGACGCCACGGAGAGAGGGGGAGAGAGAUAGGAGAAGGGAGGAAAACCGUAAGAGAUAGAAAAAGGAGCAACAACAUGGAGGAAACGGCGUCUUCAGUAAGAGAAUGAGGCCGUCCUCUGGUGUCAGACUCCAGCUGUCCUCCUCCGCCGCUCAGCUGCUCCGUUAUGUCGGAUAAACAUGUCAGGGAAUGGAGGAAACCUUCAGGAAUCCUGCUGCUAAAACUGCGCUGUGCUGUUACGGUUUAAGGAUACCACCGACACAGUAAGAGCCGAAAACUAAACAUGGUGCUCAUGUGAGCCAGAGGGAGCCUUUUUCCUAACCCAACUGCUCUCCCGUCAACCAGGCCACGCUCAAAGUUUUUCUUUUUUUUCUGGAGAAGGGGAAAUUUUGCUGCAUUGAAUUCCUCUGGACGGGAUGUCAUCCGCAGUCAGGAGGAGUUCCUCGGGCUGACUGAUCCUUCAGCUGCACUCAACUGAAGAGAGACAGAGGGAGAGGGGGAGAAGAUGGGAGAUGCUGCAGAUGACAGACGGACCUUCAUCGUCCCUGCCAUCAAGAGCUUCGAUCACUAUGAUUUCACCAGGGCCAAGAUAUCCUGCAGCCUGACGUGGCUCGUGGCCAAGGCUUUCGGCUCGGAUGCUGUACCAGAGGAGCUGGUGGAGCCUUUUUACAAGGAUCAGUACAACCAGGAGCACUUGAAGCCUCCUGUGGCGUGCCUGCUCCAGUCUGCAGAGCUUUACUGUCGGGCCGGGAGCCUGAUCCUACGCAGUGAUGCCGUCAAACCUUUACUGGGACACAAUGCGGUCAUCCAGGCCCUGGCCCAGAAAGGCCUGUAUGUCACAGACCAGGAUCGACUGGUUACUGAGAGAGACCUGACCAGCACACCCAUACACAUGAGUUCCCACCUGGCGCUCAUAGACACCCUGAUGAUGGCGUAUACUGUGGAGAUGGUGAGUGUGGAGAGGGUGAUGUCCUGCAUCAACAGGUACUCCUCUACUGAUCCCUCACACCGCGACAGACACGUCCAGGAGCUGCCGUAUGACACUGAGGAUGCAAUCACAACCUGGAUCAACAAGGUGAAUGAACACCUGAAGGACAUCCUUGUGGAGGAGCAAAAGCUGAGAGAGGCUUCUCACCAGGAGUCAAACUCAACACACAAAGCUCGCUACAGGAAGGAGCACGCUCAGCAGAGGAACUCUCCGUCGCUCCCUCUGGUGGAGAACCUGCUGAAGGACAACACAGACGGUUGUGCCCUGACCACGUUGCUGCACUUCUACUGUCCUCAGUCCAUCAGACUGGAAGAUAUCUGCCUCAAAGACACCAUGUCUUUGGCUGACAGUCUGUACAACCUGCAGCUGGUGCAGGAGUUCUGCAGGAACAACCUGAACCACUGCUGCCACUUCAGCCUGGAGGACAUGCUCUACGCACAUGCAUCCAUAAAGAGUAACUACCUAGUGUUUAUGGCUGAGCUUUUCUGGUGGUUUGAAGUGGUGAAACCCUCAUUUGUCCAGCCAAGGGUCUUUGAUCCAAACGCCUGUGAGCCUGUAUUAUCCUGCAGAAAUAUGGCCCCAGUGUCCAGCCCAGUGAAACAGAGCUAUACAGACAGAGCAGAAGACAUCCCUGCAGAGGGUGUGAUGAAGAGGUCUACCUCCAUGUCCUAUGUGGAUGGCUGUGUUGGGACGUGGCCCAAAGAAAAACGCUCUUCAACUCGGGGAAUCUCCUUUGAGAUCCCCCUGGAUGGAGACCCCACUUUGCCAUCCUGUGAGGCUCCCUCUCUCUGCGGUAUGACCCGCUCUGCCAGCAGUGAUGGUCUUGGGUUUAAAGUUCACUUUGCAUCUCGGGGGGGUAUGAAGCGCCACAUGUCACUCACACCUGUCAGUGUGAACGGCCAGGGUAAACAUAUACCAGAGGAGGAUGAGGACUUCAUCACCCACAAACCUCUGGGGCGAAACCACACUUUUUCAAUCAAGAACCAAAGCAGGUACCCCAACGGGAUCCUCCCUGACAGCAGCCACAACUCCAGCAAUCACCAUGGCAACUACAGUGGCCACAUCAGUCCAUCCACUCCUCCAAGCAUGGAGGAGGCACUGAAGAUUAUCCACGACACCGAAAGGCCUCACGCUAGCCUGGGCGUGGGUGACGGAGACAACGGCUUCUUUCUCCAUGGUGCUGAUCCCUCAGACCCUCCAGGGGCCCAAGGUCCAGGAGACGAUGCAGGGUCAGCUAAAGCUCGUCUCAAUGACCAUGACCCCAACUCUGUGUCCACGGAUGAAGUGGACACAGGCAUCCACGUGAGGACGGAGGACAUCCAGAGCUUGGAUGAGGACUCCUCCUCUCUCAGAGACUAUUCAGACAUGGACCCAGACUGCGAGGCCAUGACAAGGUCAUGCCCUCUGCCUGACCACCAGGAGAGAGAGAGGAGCAGGGAGGGAGGGGGGAAAGGACCCCGGGAUGCUGACCCUGAGGUCGAGAGGAGGGGGGACGGAGGGGAAAGGAGCAGUCCUUGUCCCAGUUCAGCACCCACACUCCCUAGAUCUCACACAGCCAGCCCGGCCUCAUCCUCCGGAGGCUCUGGAGGCGGGAUGGUCCGAAUGACGAGCUUUGCAGAGCAGAAGUUCAGGAAGCUGGAGGGACGGAGCAGCGGAGGAACCACGCCUGAGAGUUCAGAUCUCAAUGUACCCUAUGCACAACAGACAAGGAACAUUCCACCUCAGAUCUCUACGCCUCCUCUGCCAAUCACAUCACCCUCUCCAGUCACACCUUCACCCAGAGACCCCUCCCACUUGAUAGCCUCAGAGAUGAUUCAGCUGAGGAUGAAGUUAGAAGAGAAACGGAGAGCCAUCGAAGCCCAGAAAAAGAAGGUUGAAGCAGCUUUUACACGCCAUCGUCAAAAGAUGGGCAGAACAGCCUUUCUGAAUGUAGUCAGGAGAAAAGGAGUCACUGCGCCUCCAAGUCCCAGUUCGGGGGGAGGAGAAACACCUUCUCCUGAGCCGCAGGCUUCCUCAAAAGAGGUAAAAAGUCAGGGCAGCAUUGAGCGCGCAGAGAGGUGCAAACCAGACGGAGCAGCUCCUAAAUCUCCCUGUGAGGAUGGUGGAGGUGUGACUCCAGAAGUCGACCUUGCAGAUUACACACGCUCCAUUGAGAGGCUGAACACGUCGUUGAGUUUCCUGCAGACGGAGAUGCAGCGUUUGGCUCAGCAGCAGGAGAAGAUCAUGGCCAUGAGAGAGCAACAGCAACAAGCCUGGGUCAUUCCUCCGCCAGCUCCCUCUCCACACAGGCAGCUGCGUGAGUUGCGUAGCAGCAGUGUAACAGGCCGAGGGUCAGGACGAGGCUCCGUUGGGUCUUUAUCUCCCAUACUGUCCUCCUCCGGUUCUCCGCACGCUCCAAAUCGUUCACCUGCUGGUAUUAAGCGACGGCCAGCCUCCUUCCACGCCAGGACACCUCGCACUCCCCGACCAAACGAUCUGAAGGUCACACCCUUCAGUCGGAUGCUCAACACCCCCACCUCAGUGGACAGCCUGCCCAGACUGAGGCGCUUCACUUCCAGCCAAUCGCAGCUCAGCUCAUUUUCCUACCUGGGCCACGAUGAUUCAUCAGGGGAGAGCAACAACCAAGAGAGCAAAGACGACAAAGAAAACACUGAAGACAAAGACGAGACAGAGGCAAGGACGAGUGCUGGCACUCAUCAACCGUCAGAAGCUGCCAAAGAGAAAGAGAGUGAGAAACAGGAGGAAAGAAAACAGACAGAGCAGGCUCAGUCACAGGAAGAGGUCAAACAAUCAAAAUCAUCAGAGGUUUUGUGUCAGCCGGUCUCUGACAUUAAAGCGCCAACAGGUAGCCAGGUCAAGGGAGACUCCCAGGACAGGAGAGACCUGGUGGAGGUGCCUCUAUCUGGACUGAACGCUCAGGAGAUGACAGAGGAAGGAGACGCAGGAAGAGAUGCUUUCAGAGAGGACCAGAAGAUGUGCUGUGGAUUCUUCUUCAAGGAUGAUGUUAAAGGGGAGGAGGACAUGGCAGCAAAGAAGGCUGCUCUCUUGGAGAAAAGACUGCGGAGGGAGAAGGAGACGCAGGAGAGGAAGCAACAACAGGAGCUAGACCAGGAGCAGAAGAAGGAAGCUGCACGGUUGAAAGCUGAAGAGGAGCAGCAGAAGAAGGAUGAUGAGAAGGCGAGGAGAGAUUACAUCAGGAAUGAGUAUCUGAGGAAGAAGCAACUGAAGCUGAUGGUGGACAUGGACGAGGUCAUAAAGCCCCGAUCUGGAAGUCUCAAGAAGAAACCUCGGCCAAAAUCCAUCCACAGGGACGUCAUGGAGUCGUCUACUCCUCCUGUGAGAGCGGCAGGAGUGCGCCCUCGAGGAUUCUCAGUAUCCAGUGUUUCUUUGGCGUCUCUCAAUCUGGCAGACAAUGACAAAGACCAGCCAAAUAACAAGAAAAACAACAGGCCAGACUCGGCUGAAGGUUUCUCCUCGUGUCCUUCGACUGGUAGUCGUAACGGAGAGAAGGAUUGGGAAAAUGAGUCCACCACCUCGUCCACUCCCUCCAACGCUGAGUACACAGGACCUAAACUUUACAAAGAACCAAGUGCAAAGUCCAACAAGCAUAUCAUCCAGAACGCCCUGGCUCACUGCUGCCUAGCUGGCAAGGUCAACGAAGGACAGAAGAACAAGAUACUUGAUGAAAUGGAGAAAUCUGAAGCCAAUAACUUCCUGGUGUUGUUCCGGGAUGCAGGAUGCCAGUUCAGGUCUGUGUACACGUACUGCCCCGAGACCGAGGAGAUCACCAAACUGGCUGGCAUCGGGCCGAGGAGCAUCACAACAAAAAUGAUCGAGGGCCUGUACAAAUACAACUCUGACAGGAAGCAGUUCAGUCUGAUCCCAGCCAAAACCAUGUCCGCCAGCGUGGACGCCAUUACCAUCGCCAGUCAUCUGUGGCAAACAAAGAAACAGGGGACACCCAAAAAACUGCAUCCAAAGUAGACCUGGACAGAAGAAUCGAACUGUGUCAUUGAAAGUCCCCCUGUAAGAAAUCACAACUGGAAUGUAGAAACACAAACAGGCCUCACAGAUGCUGUUGCACAUAGAGGAGACUGUUGCACUCUGGACUACUUCAAUGGGGCACAUAGUGUACGUGUCAGCAUGUGUAUCAAUGUUCUCAUGUGCCAAAUGAAGAAAACAAAAGGCGGAGCGAUGCCUUACAUAGUUGAACCACUGAAGCAGUGAAUGUCACGCCUCUGACAGAGGCAGUUUGGUUUCUCUAAGUUGAUCAUGUGUGGCCUUAAUGCUUGUUUUGUGUCAUAUGGAUGCCAUGUGAGUGUUGGUGUCAUCACCUGUUUAUUGAGUCGGUUGAGGCUGUGUGUAACUGAGGGUCUCAGAUCAGAUAAUGCCCCCCUUCUAAAGACCAGGUUGUCUGAUCUGUGAUCAGGUGGAGGCAGCAUUUUUGAUGCGAGUUUUGCUGCUAUUCAGGCAUGUUUUCUGUUUUUUACAUGUGACUGAAAAGCUUCUUAAAGUUUAACUCUGUGUAAGUGUGUAGUGAAGUGCCAAUAAGACUGAGGAUGAACCUCAGAUGGUGAUUGCAACUACUUUCCAAAAGGAGGGUUGAUUUUGUUGAGUAUGUGGAGCGCCACCUGCAAUAGACUCUUAAUUUAUUUCAUUUUGAUAAAGCUCUGGAGAUAUUUUAAAAGUCAUCUAGAUUUUACUCAGAGAAACAGAACACUACAGGUAUAUAAGUUAAAUUAGUUUGUAUAUGAUGGAAGAACCAUUCAAAAUGAACAAGUCAGCUUGUAGUAGCUUUUUGAGUAGCUUUUAUAAUUUAUCAUGCGUGCGUGUGUUGGUGGGGUUGUCCUUUGGGGCCUUUUAUUGUGCUAAAACAUGCAAAGAGUCAGAGCACUCAAACGCGUCACUGACAAGACUAUUAUCAGUAGUAGAAUAGAUGGAAAUCCAACACUUUGUCAUCUGUCUGUGCUAUUUAAAAACACCAUUGACCAUUGUCUUAACUAUCCUCUCAAAGUCGUCCACAAUUGUAAAUAAAUGAGUUCACAGAUGAUCGCACUUCAGGACCCUGUUCACUGUUUCCACUUUAUGAUGGUCCACGUGUUAUUUUUCUCCAACAUUUCUGUUACAUAUUUCAUCAUGUGUUCUUUCAGUAUGUGUUCAACACUGUACAGAUAUAUUUUGACAUAUAGAAGUAUUUUUUGUAAUGACAUUUACUCGUUGGAGGUGUGUACUAAUGACGCAGUGUGGCUGUUGAAGGAAGUGUGCUGAGAGCAAAUUGUCAGCAAUGAUGCAAGGUAUGUUAGGUCUUUUUGAGGCUUUGUUGUGGUAUUGUAUGAAAUCCAUUAAGCAUACUGAGAAGAGCAUAGUAUUUUUUCCAACUCAGAAUUCAUUUUUUAUUUUCAAUUUACUAAACAGGCUCAACUGUUCAUGUUUUCUGUUGUUUUUCUAUUCAUUUGAGCUUUAUUAAAAUGCCAGCUAUCAACAGUA